Messenger RNA from Ogataea philodendri, 240 nucleotides. RefSeq lists its product as uncharacterized. The record is from RefSeq and is a predicted model, not a curated record. The transcript has a single exon. Bases 1 to 240 code for a protein of 79 amino acids. Lineage: Eukaryota; Fungi; Ascomycota; Pichiomycetes; Pichiales; Pichiaceae.
AUGACUUGGGGAAUAAAGCUGGCGACCGACGAGUCAAUGAUCUCCUUGUACGAGGAGUACAGCGAAACCAUGGUGAUUGGACACUCGGCGAUCAUUUUGAACGAGUGGGUGGCCUUGAACAGCGUCUUGCUAGUGUUUUCGUCCAGUUCCAUCGAUCCUGGCGAGCCUGCUUUUUCAGGAGGUGAAGAGUCCGACUGGUCGCCAAACUGUUCCUCCACCACUUGCGGGAUGUUGUUGUAA